Molecule: messenger RNA, 685 nt
Organism: Larimichthys crocea (large yellow croaker)
Lineage: Eukaryota; Metazoa; Chordata; Actinopteri; Sciaenidae
Gene: tprkb
Product: Tp53rk binding protein
Exons: 4
Coding region: 123-650 (175 amino acids)
Biological process (GO): tRNA threonylcarbamoyladenosine modification
Cellular component (GO): EKC/KEOPS complex; cytosol; nucleus
Source: RefSeq, a predicted model, not a curated record
UUUUCUCCCUUGAGCGGUGUCACCGUGUUAUGGUUCCCCCUCGAGUGCGGACGUUCACGUGAAGCUCAGUUAAUCGUGAUUUCUUCUUAAUAAUUCGUCAGAUAUUAAAAUAUUAAUCCAGCAUGCAUUUAACUCAUACACUGGAGCUUUUUCCUGACCACAAAGUGACUCAAAUGCUCUUCAAGGAGGUCAAAAACGCCGCAGAGUUGAGACAGAGUGCGGUGGCGGGGAAAAUAAGUGGAGCACUGAUCAACCCAACCAUGCUGCUGAAUCCUUUCCAAGUGCUGGUAGCUGCCAACAAAGCUGUUAACUUAGAGAAAACUGGAAAGAUGAAGACCAGAAGUUUAUACUCAGAAAUAAUCUUCAACCUGUCACCUACUAAUAAUAUUUCAGAGGCGUUUAAAAGGUUUGGGAUCUCUGAUGGCGAUGACUCCGUCCUUGUGGUGCUGGUUCACAACAAAGACGAGUCCCAGCUUCUGUCAGACAUCACAGCCGCGGUGGACGGACGGCAGGUUCCAGUAGAAGAUAUUUCCUCGCUGUCAGACCAGACAAAGAUCAAAAAGCUGUAUAAAAUCACUCCCCAGGAGGAGAAGUGUGGGACUCUGCUGGAUGCAGUUGUAUGCAGGAUGGCCAUCAAGGACGUGAUGUAGCACCAACAAGAAAAAAAGGACCAAAACAGGACUUU